Aspergillus oryzae RIB40 is the source of this 1194-nucleotide messenger RNA. RefSeq lists its product as uncharacterized. The coding region runs from base 1 to 1194 and encodes 397 amino acids. NCBI's taxonomy places the organism in Eukaryota, Fungi, Ascomycota, Eurotiomycetes, Eurotiales, Aspergillaceae. The record is from RefSeq and is a predicted model, not a curated record. The transcript has a single exon.
AUGGUUAUUCCCAGCUCUGGCAACCUCACAAUUGAUGCCGUGAGAGAUAUCAAGAAGUUUGCUCGUAAUGGCUUGCCUGUAAUCCUGUCUGGUGGGCUACCAAAUGCCUACUACACGGGGGACGGAAACACAGACGCUCUGGCGAUGGAAAUAUCUUCCUUGGAAGAAGUGCAAAACGUCCACAUUGUAUCUCCUGGUCAAGCAUCCAAGAUACUGCAAUCUCUAGGCAUCGCACCGCGGGUGCAGGUGCAAGCUAAAGGCACAUGGUAUUCUACAUGGCGCUCUGACGCUGAUGGGGUCGACUAUCUUUUCGUCUUGGGUGAUACAGUGGAUACUGCUGGUAAUUUAAGUGUUGCCACGACAAAGCGACCAUAUUUCUUCGAUCCUUGGACUGGAAGCCAAAGCCCCGUUCUUGAGUAUCAACAAAGCUCUGGCCGAACCGUGGUGCCCCUUCAUCUGGCCGCGAAUCAAACAACUAUCCUUGGCUUCCGCGGCACGACUAGCAACACUUCACUACAUGCUACUCAGGUACCAUCCUCAGUAAUUGGCUACAAUUACGGCAACCGAGAAAACAAGGUCCAACUGCAUGUCUCAUCAGGCUCAACCGACCAGACCCUGAGCUUAUCCAACGGGAAAACCAUAUCCCAACUAACAACCAAGGAUCCCGCCCCAGCAUACCAGCUCACCAACUGGACCCUGACAGUCGAACACUGGGAACGUCCAGAUAAUCUAUCCGAUGCAUCAAUAAUCGCGGCCAAACACAACACGACCCACAAGCUCACCUCCCUCAUCUCCUGGCAGGAUAUCCCCAGCAUCGCCAACGCCUCCGGGGUCGGGUACUACACCACCAACAUAACCUGGCCCCCAACGACCAACACAGCAGAUGGCGCCUACCUGUUUCUCCCACAGACCCCAAAUGCAGCUCGUGUCUAUUUCAACGGCCACAGACUCCAGGCCUUCGACUUCCAGGCGCCGAAACUUGACCUCAGUGCCUAUCUUGUCUCCGGUGAGAAUGAAUUGACCGUGGAGGUACCGUCAACUAUGUGGAACUAUCUUCGGACUAUGUUGGAUGAGUUGUACUCGGCUGGUUCGUUACCCCAGCUUGAGGGGUCGGGCCCAGAUCCGGUUCAUAAUGGGUUGAUUGGGGUGGUGAGCGUUGUACCGUUUGUUAAUGUGAAUGUUGAUCUGUUUUGA